Molecule: messenger RNA, 2961 nt
Organism: Cyclocybe aegerita
Lineage: Eukaryota; Fungi; Basidiomycota; Agaricomycetes; Agaricales; Hemipholiotaceae
Source: the annotation of a GenBank genome assembly
AUGAGGAAAAGUCCAAGUCCUCGUUCUUGUGGUCAACUCCGGAGCCUUCCCAUAGCCCCAGUAUAUCGAAAUAUGGUGGCUUCUAUCCUGCCGAACAACGAGGAUCAGUCAUCUGCCCCUCCUCGAAAACGGCUCCGACAAGAUAUCUCUGCCAAUGUGCCCCAAACAAACCAAAAACGACCCCGUCUUUUCGUCCCGUUCAGAGCGCUCGGAUUAAUCACCAACCACGUACCUUUCGUCCUUCAAACGCGAUCCUACAAGGGCUCAACAGAUGGUCCAAGACUCCAUCUUCUCACUUGCCUAGGGCGUGCAUGGGCAUUAUGGGAAGGAGGGAAGAUGGGGCUUCUCUUUGUUGGACCUGAUGCUCCGGAACAAAUAUCAAGUAUGGCAAUGGAUGGGGAUGCCGUCUGGAUUACUUCAGGAAUAUUUGUUAUCAGACAUAUACGCGGAAAAGAGGUUUCCCGUGUAACAAACCCUCUUGGAACAACAUUGUCAUUUAUCACGAUCUUUGGGUCACAACUACUGGCUCUGACAGAAAGAGGGGAACAUAUGUUAGUCUGGAACACAUGUAGCGGAGAACUAGAAUCGAGUAUCUCAUUUGACCCCGAUUUCACUGCAACGUCUGUCCUCCACCCUGCAACAUACCUGAACAAAGUGGUCGUAGCCAGUACCCAAGGAACUCUGCAGCUGUGGAACACCAAAACAAAAUCGUGUAUUCAUAAGUUUAGCUCAAGUCGCCUGACAUCGUCACCAAGCUCAAAUGCAUCAACAUCCAACGACCACGGAAGCGCGAUAGCAGCUCUCGUGCAAUCGCCCGCCAUUGACGUCGUCGGUAUUGGCUUCACGUCCGGAGAGAUAUCUGUCUACGAUAUACGGGCAGAUGAACGGCUUAUGCGCAUUUUUAUGGAAGGUGGUGGGGUCAGAGCUCUCGGUUUCCGAACAGAUGGACACCCAAUCCUCGCUUCAGCGUCUUCGUCAGGGCACGUUGCUUUGUGGGAUUUGAAUGCAGGAGGACGACUGCUGCACAUGGUUCGCGGUGCCCACGACGCAGCUAUCACGGCAGUCGAAUGGGUUCCUGGUCAACCAGUUCUCAUUACGUCGGGCGAAGAUAAUAGCGUCAAGCAAUGGCUUUUCGAUUCUCCUACAGCUGCUCCGCGUCUUCUAAAGUUCCGUUCAGGACAUCAGUCCCCACCACACAUCAUUAGGUAUUAUGGUGAUGACGGCAAACAGCUUCUGACUGCUUCGAGAGACCGUAGCCUCCGCUGCACCUCAGUUGUUCGCGAUUCACGGUCCUUCGAGCUCUCCCAAGGAUCCCUGCUGAAAAAAGCGACAUCGCUGUCUAUCCCUCUUGCCUCUCUCAAAGUCCCGCCGAUUGCUUCUAUCUCCUACUCUACGACCCGCUCAAAAGAUUGGGACGACAUUGUGACCGUUCAUAUUGAUGAAACCUUUGCCCGCACUUGGACAAUGCUUGGAAAACGAUUAGGAAAAUAUAAUUUCGGCAUGUCUGAUGAUCCAAAAGCGAAGGGCAAGGAGCGUGGCAUCGUUGGAGCUGCAAAGGCUGUAUGUAUAUCGGCAUGUGGCAAUUUCUCCAUUGUCGGCUCUUCAGCAGGUCAAAUACACAUGUGGAAUAUGCAGUCUGGGAUCAAACGGAAAACUUUCACCCUAGGGUCAUGCCCAACCGAAAUUGCCUCCCGCUUUUAUUCUGGUACCGUCAAGCGAAGAGAUAGGACCAUAAGUGGGCUAGCCACCGACUCGCUGAACAGAGUCGUCAUCGCCAGCACACUAGAUGGGACAAUAAAUUUUUUUGACUUUCAAACCACAAAUUUAGAAUACACCGUGGUGUUGCCCUCAACAGCAGUAUCAAUAUUACUACAUCGCGACAGUGGUCUUCUAGCCGUUGUCUGUGACGAUAUGGCGGUCCGCGUCAUUGAUAUCGAGACAAGGAGGGUAGUCAGAGAAUUGUCUGGAUUUCACGGACGUAUCCUUGAUGUCACGUUUUCGCCUGAUUCAAGGUGGCUCGUUGCGACAUCAUUAGAUUCUGUCAUCCGCACAUUCGAUGUCCCAACUGGCCGUCUCAUCGACGCGUUUCGGACAUCCAGUGUCGCCACAAGCAUAUCCUUUUCUCCAACAAAUGAUUUCCUGGCCACAUCGCACGUUGACAGCGUUGGUGUCUUCUUAUGGGCCAAUCGUGCUCAAUAUACCGAUGUCGCCUUCCAGGGCGUCAACUCGAACUAUAUCUUUGAUGUCUCAUUACCCUCAAUGCAGGGCGAUGCUGAAGAUGAAGCUCUGGAAGCUUUAUCGUCUUUGCAAGUUUCAGAGACACCUGUUGAUGUCUUUUCUACACCCCCUCAGUUGGAUGGAGAGCUAAUAACUCUGACACUUCUCCCUCGGUCGCGUUGGCAGACGCUCCUCAAUCUCGAGGUCAUUCAGCAAAGGAAUAAGCCGAAAGAACCACCAAAGGCUCCAGAGAAGGCCCCAUUCUUCUUGCCUACACUACCAGGUGUUGAAACUCGCUUUGCGCCGCCAAUCAAGGAGCCAGAAAAAGAGGCGAAGAAAUCGGGAAGAAGGUUGACUACUGGCAUGAACGGCAACGAGAGUGCUUUUUACCAAAAGCUUGCAGCUGAAGAAAAGGAUGACGACUAUGACUCCUUUUUCAACUACGCCAAAAUGUUGUCACCCGCUGCGCUUGAUCUCGAAAUCCGGUCACUGACAACCCUCGAUAGCCUUUCCCUUUUCAUUAAUGCCCUGACACAGCGGCUGCGCUCGCACCGAGACUUUGAGGCUGUUCAGGCCAUGCAGAACGUUUUCCUGCGGAUACAUGCCGAGGUCUUGAUGGCCAAUCCUGAAAUGCUAUCGGACUUGGAUAAUUUGACGGAAGUGCAACAGAAGGAGAGCCGGAGAGUGUUGGAGCUGAUAGCUUCCUCGUUGGGCACUCUGGGCUUCGUACGGGAUACCCUGUAA